Messenger RNA from Cryptococcus amylolentus CBS 6039, 1248 nucleotides. RefSeq lists its product as hypothetical. The transcript is spliced from 4 exons. Lineage: Eukaryota; Fungi; Basidiomycota; Tremellomycetes; Tremellales; Cryptococcaceae. The record is from RefSeq and is a predicted model, not a curated record. The coding region runs from base 101 to 1048 and encodes 315 amino acids.
CGCCUUGAAGAUAUAUAAGGAGCCAGACCCUUCCGCUUUGGAACAACCCAGCUUGUCUAUCACCACACUUGCUUAUCACACCAACCACAACCACAACACAAUGUCCAAAGCUGCUUCCGUCACCACUCUCGACGCCUCGGAGCCCAUCGAGCGCAUCUUUGAAGUCAUGGCCCGCGACGGUGCCGUCAUCAUCGCCAACUUCCUCCCCAAAGAGCUUCUCGACGAAUACCUCACCGGCAUCGAGCCCUACUUUGAGGGCCGUGACAUCUACGUCUCGAAUUCUGCCGCCAAGGAGCUUGGUGCCGACUUUUUCCCCAACAUGUCCAAGCGAGUCUAUGGUCUUCUCGGCAAGGUUCCCAAAGCUGUCAGCGGUACUAUGAAGCUUCCUAUCUGGCAGGCCAUCAUGGACAAGUUCCUCAGCGACGAGUUCUCUUCCUACACUGGCCACAACCUCCUUCCCCAAAAAUCCAGCUACAUGCUCGGUUCCACCGCUGCUAUGCGACUCGUCCCCGGCGCCAACGCCCAGCCCCUGCACCGCGACCAGAUGCCCUACCUCGUCCGCCAAGACCCCGAGAACCCCUUCUUCACCCCCAUGGUCGGCUGCCUCAUCGCCGGCUCAAAAUGCACCGCCAAGAACGGCGCCACCAUGUGCAUCGCCGGCUCCCACCUCUGGCCCGGAGACCGCGCGCCCAACGUCGAGGAGGCCGCGCCCGCCGAGAUGGAGCCUGGAUCCGCUCUCUUCACGCUCGGUAACACUUACCACGGUGCGGGCAAGAACCAGUGCGAGCAGUCCGACCCGGAUGCGCUUAGGACUAUCUUUGCUUGUUUCGGUCAGAGGGACUAUUUCCGACAGGACCAGGAGGAGAUUCUGUCGACUCCUUUGGAGGUUGUAAAGACUCUUGAUGAGGAGACUCUUCGAUUGGCUGGCUUCUUCAAGUCCAAGGGCGGUGUCGGAUACGUCGAGAACCACGAAGACCCCAUCCAGUACCUCGGUACCGACCACCUUCUCGGUCAAUACACCACCCUCGCCGGCUCCACCAUGGCUUGAUAUCCUCCUCCUUCUCUCCUCUCCUUUCCUAUCCCUUCCUCCUUUCUCUUUUUCUCAUAUAGAUGCGCUUUCUGGACGUUGUCAUUAAUACUAGUGAUACGAAGUUGUAACCCAUCUAUCCUUUCUUUUGUCGUAUUUCUUCCCGGGCCUUGUCGAUUAGUUGUAAAGCAUUAGCAAACGAGUAGGAUGAAUGAAAUCAU